CACCGCUGCAAAGGACACAAUGCUUCUCCACGGUGAGGACCCUUCGGUGUGUCGGAGCUGAACACAGAUGCGGGGAGCUUCUCCGGAGGACACAGAUGUCCGACAAAGCGUGGAGAGAGUGUCCGAGAUAAGAGGAAGUCCCCGGCGGACCAUGGUGCUGAGGGAGCUGCUGCUGGGACUGCUGUGGUUCCACUCGGCUCUGCUCUGUGCAGCAGGCUGCAGUGAGCGAGUGGAGGUCCACACAGAGCGUAGGGGUGUGAUCUACAGCCCCUCCUGGCCUUUAAACUACCCGCCUGGAACCAACUGCAGCUGGCAUAUCCAGGGAGGUCAAGGAGAGGUCAUCACCAUCAGCUUCCGGAACUUUGAUGUGGCGGAGUCAGGAAGUUGUUUGGGAGACUGGCUCCUGCUGACUCCUUCGAGGAACGGGGAAUCCAGGCUGUGUGGCUCCAUGCUGCCUCCGCCCUUCAUCUCUACCAGGGGGCGCGUUUGGCUCUAUUUCCACUCUCAGGCCAACGGUACUGGGCAAGCACAAGGGUUUCGCCUCUCCUACAUCAGAGGUCACCUGGGCCAGAGCAGCUGUCAGUCAGAUGAAUUCCUGUGUGGGAAUGGAAAGUGUCUUCCUCGCUCCUGGAAGUGCAACGGUCAGGAUGAAUGCGGCGAUGCCACAGACGAACGCAGCUGCUCCCCCCCUCCCACUGAAGCCCGGCCUGGCCUCUGCCCCUUUGGCUCCCUCCCGUGCACUGAGGCUCAGUCCACCCGCUGUCUACCUGCUGCCCUGCGCUGCAACGGAGCCCGUGACUGUCCUGAUGGCACAGAUGAGCUGAAUUGCCCUGACACCACCUGUGGCAAACAUCUAGGGAACUUCUAUGGGUCCUUUGCUUCCCCAGAUUUUUUCCGGGCUAACAGGAGCGCCGCCAUAGAGCUGAGGUGUUCGUGGUCACUGGAUACUCAGGACCCCAAGCCCAUCGUGCUGCAGCUGGACCUGCAGCUGGGACCUGGAGACUCGCUGCAUGUCUACGAUGGCCUGCUGCAGCGUGCAGAGCACCUCUUACAGGUGUUGUCAUAUCAUAACAACCGGCGCCCUGCGCUGUUGGAGUCAAGUCGGGGACAGAUGAGUGUUUUGUACAUGGCUCAGCCUCACAGCCCUGGACAUGGCUUCAACGCCACAUACCAGGUCAAAGGUUACUGCUUUCCCGGCGAGCAUCCCUGUGGCAGCGAUCAGGGCUGCUACUCUGAACGCCAGCAUUGCGACGGCUACUGGCACUGUCCAUCUGGUCGUGACGAGGAGGCCUGCCCGACGUGUCCAGUGGGUGAGUUUCCCUGCGAGGGUGGCACUGGAGUGUGCUACCCAGCCUCUGAGCGCUGCAACAACCAGAAGAGGUGCCCGGAUGGGUCGGAUGAGAAAAACUGUUAUGACUGCCAACCUGGAAACUUCCACUGUGGGACGAACCUGUGCAUUUUUGAGACGUGGCGGUGUGAUGGCCAGGAGGACUGUUUAGAUGGGAGUGAUGAGAGGGACUGCCUGGCAGCGGUGCCCAGGAAAGUGAUCACGGCCGCCCUGAUCGGCAGUCUGGUCUGCAGUCUCCUGCUAGUUAUUGCCCUUGGCUGUGCCCUCAAACUCCACUCCCUCAGAAGCAGAGAGUACAGAGCUUUUGAAACUCAGAUGACUCGCAUGGAGGCGGAGUUUGUCCAGAGAGAGGCACCCCCUUCGUAUGGUCAGUUAAUCGCCCAGGGGCUCAUCCCUCCAGUGGAGGAUUUCCCAGUGUACAACCCCACCCAGGCCUCCGUGUUACAGAACCUGCGGCUGGCGAUGCGCAGACAGAUCAGACGUCACUCGACUCGGCGCUCCUCCUCUUCCUCCUCUCGUCGACGUCUGGGACAUCUGUGGAGUCGCCUGUUCCUCAGUGGAGGGCGAACUAGAGGUCAUGCCCCCCUGCUUGACUCCCCUGGACCCACACAAAUCACACUUGGGCUCCACAACUACCGAACUGUGGGUGUGCAAGGGCCUCAGGCAAGGGCCAGGUCUGGAGCUGGGCUCGGUGAUGAGGCUGAUGUAGUGCCGGGCUCUUGCUGCUCAGCCAACAUGGACUCACAGUCCUGCACACCAGAGAGCCCUGCAUCGCCUCUCUCUUCACAGUCAGUGGACAGUCCAGAGGAGGAGGAACUGUCACCUGUCAGCAGGGACAGCAGCAGGGCCCCACAGUCCGAGCCCUCCACCCCUGUUCAGAGUGAGUCCUCAGCCCAUAGCGGAGCCCCUCUCACUCCCCAGGAAGACUCUGUACCCCCGUGCCACCCCAGGGCAUCUAGGAAACUAGUUCUGGAGCUCGCUGUCAACCUAAAGGGUGUUUCCUUGAGACGUUACUCCCCCUUGGGGCCCUUGUCCCCUAUCUCACCUCCUGUGUUCUCCAGCAGCUCCCAGACACCCACAACCCACCCUCACUCCCAGGGGCUCGAGGUGACCACGCCCUCUGAGUCCUCGUCCUCCUCUGUGAAAGCAGAGGACUGCAACAGCCACUUUACUGUGGACGUGCCAAGCAGGGAAAUAAGAAGCAGGGAUGAGAGGAGGAGAGAGGGCAAGAGCAAGCUCUGCAGGUUCAGCAGGACCCUCAGUGAUGAGGGAGGAGAUUCAGGGAGGGAGACAACGCCAUGCUGAAGAGCAUUUUAGGAAAAUACUCUCCGUCCCCUCACUCUGUUGAGACCUGGCGUCAGCAAUAUCCGCUCUGCUAAAGUGUCCUUGAAUGUGUCCCAACCAGAUUCAGAGGUGUGAGAGAAGUAAUAUAAUUCGCUCAUGUCCACUCAACACUUUGAGUGCAUAAAAAUUUGCAUAUGCACCAAAUUAUGCACAUGCAGUGUUUUGCUAAGAUGAAUAAAACCAGCGUUGGUUGUGCUUAUGGUCUGUGUUGUACAGUAAAUCUCUUUGUCAAACAGGAGCUUGAUGUUGACUCCCACAGUUAAAUGCAAACAAAUGCCCCUUUUUAACCUGUUUGGACACAAACUCAUCAUGAGCCUGUUCCAGAAAAUCAAACUCAAUUCUGGCCACCAGUACCAAUACAAUAUUGGCAUCAUGUCCUUACGCCAAAGCAGCCUUUGUGUCGUUAACCCAGAGCCAUUAUGCACCGCUAUAUACUGUGAACAAUGAAAGCCUGUUUAGUGAUCCAAUAUAAAUUUACCUGAUUAAUGAUCCUAUAAUCUGACUUAUUCCUAUUUUACUGUAGGAGGUGGUGUUUUUAUUAUUGUAUGAGACUUCUAUAAAGUCAGUUGGCUGUCGCAUUGAAGGAUAACAAUAGGGAUAUUUUAUGUUUUUGUUUUUAACAAAUCAAAUGAAAAGGCCAAAACAAAUGCAUACAGACUUCACCAGUCUGUGUGUAUACUUUAACUUUUAAAAAAAACAAAAUAAUUUCCUAAAAUGACAUGGAGUUUUCAUGAAACGUUAUUCAAACAGGAGUAAGUGCAAGUAGUGCAAUUGUUGGCAAUUGCUGUUUUCAGCUGCGGAUUAAUACACACGUGGCGCUCUAGUGAGUAUUUGCGGCAGUAGGACGAUGUGUGUGUGUGUGUGUGUGUGUGUGUGUGAUGGGUGUGGUCAUGAUAAUGAGGCUACUGAUGUGGUUUUUUUUAAAUAGUUUUGAGACAACACUGAAGCUCUACAACACAGAGGUAUAAACUAUAUCAGGCUACACAAACAAUACUUGUCAGCAGAACUGAUACAUUGUUGGUUUUGGCCUUUUUCAUGGGAUUUGCUAUCAGUACGAAAACAUAAAACAUCACCAGACCUUCUUUUUAAACACAAAUUUGAUGCACAAAAGUUUGACAUUUUGGGAAAUACAAUAAAUUUUAGCUUUCUGGUAGAGAGUUAGGGCCCUCACACCAAGCCAAAGGUCGGCUGUUGAUCAAUGUCGGGACAUCGGUGAGCAUCUGUCGCCCUACUUUUUGUGGUGUGUCUCUCACUGUUGGCCCUCGUCGGCCCUAGUCAGCCUUUUUUGGACAAUUCAGCAUGUUGAAUCAGCAUUGGAGAUGGCGGAGCCCAUUGAUGAAUGAGAUCACUCUGAUUGGUUGUUCAGCUCAGCACAUGAGAAGAGAAAUAAAAGUGAGGAAAGCAAACAACUAAGGUCAAGAUGGCGAGAUAUUAGGCAAAAUAUUUUUUUUAGCCAUCAGGCUAAACGGCUAAGCAGAAAUGGUUCAUUGUUUGUGUCACUGUUCCCUAAGGCACAGUAAUAUGCUUUGGUUAUUUUUUUAACAUCGGGUUGUGUUGUUAAUGUGCUAACUGGCUAACUAGCAUCUUGAAAUAGUCCUGUCAGUCCUCCGAUUUCCCUUUUUGAAUGACAAAUACAGACUAACGCUUCCUGCUUGUGUGAUGAGUUAUUUCCUUUCACACAAACGUAGAACGUCAUGCUGGUUGGCCAUCGGCUGUAGUUUUUGCAGCUUAUUCAAGUGCAAAUUUUUGGACAAGAUUCAGACAACUUGAGGCAAUGCAAAAGUUGGCUUCAGUCACCGCCAGUUCUUUGAUGUCGGUUUGGUGUGUCUGGGCCUUUAGAUGAGGAGAUCAAUGCCACUCUCAGAACCGUCCAUAAAAUAUAAGGCUCUGCCCACCAAUCAGUUAGCUUAGCCUAGCUUAGCACAAAGACUGAUAAGGUAAAGCAGCCUGACUUUGUCUAAAGGUAGUGAGUGAGCAGGUUCUGUACCUUCAGGUAGAGCCAGGCUAGCAUUUUCCAGUUGUUUUCAAUCUUUGUGCUAAGCUAUGCUAAUUGGUCGCUGGCUGCAGCCUUGCCUAUAGGAAUAUGUGAUAUGAGAGUGGUUAAAAUCUUGUCAUCUAACUCUUAGGUAAAGGCAAAUAAGCAUAUCGCCCCAAAAAUGUCGAACUGUUCCUUUAACAGUGCAGCAUCACUCAAUCAUUCAAUCAUGCUAAACCUCUGUCAGUAUUUAUUCAACAUAUACUGUACGUUUCCAGCGCUAUUUCUCUUUAGUGAUACUUCAGUGACCCCUUUUAAACAUGAAGAACUUUUUCUUUAUGUUUCAUAAGUUGUAUGAAAUUAGUUUUUCAAUUAAGCAUUUUUCUCUUGACAUAUCAUCAGAUUCAAAAAGCCAAACUUGGAUGUAAAGUGAGGCAGUGCGUCCAAGUAUAAUGCCCAUAACUCUGCUCAGCUCCUCGUCCUCCUCAAAUCAAACCCAAACUGUCCUCUAAAGGAAGCCUUUCCUCACCUGAAUGAACUUGACAUGUGUCUGUGUCUGCUCUGAUUUCCAUUCAGUGCAGUGAAGAUUUUAUGUGAAUGUCCAGGAAGUGUCCGGAAGAGAGGUUUCACUUCAGAAUAUCGACUGCUUGUUGAGUCCUGUUCAUCGCAGUUGUACCUCUGCAGUACUGCUGACUGCACACUGGUCACUGCAGGCGCCUGGACUGCUGGUUUGUUCCAUUGGAAAUUCAUAUCUAUGCUGUGGAAUUUUUACGACAGGAUGUUAAAUCAAAGGCCUCUAUUUUUCAGUCUUCAGCGGAGACCUGUACGAGUCCUACUUUAUAUUUCUCUCUCUGCCUUGACAAACACUGAACUUGAUUGAACUUGAUUGCCUGGUGUUUUUUGUAAAGCUUGUCUCUCUGAGGUGACCCUGGUGACCCUUUACUAAUAACUGUUGGACCUCUGAAGAAUGUAUCACUUUCAUUUUUCUUGAAAUCAAUGGAUUUCUCCCUCUUUUACUGCAGGACAUUAAUACUGAACAGAAAGAGAAAUGAGCAGAAGCCAGAUGCUGGUUGAUUUGUUAGGUUUCUGUACUUAAUGCAUCGUCUUUACUGCUGUUUUUCCUUCUUAUAGAAGUUUUCUCAUGAACGGCUGCUACAUGUUAUGUGCCAUUAGAGAUGUCUCCACAAGUAAUUCCUGCCUAAUGAUUUGCUCUGAUUCCACUUCACAUCAGUUUACUCAUUCCAAGCUUUAUAUAUUUUGUGCUUUUUCCCCCAUGUACCUUGUUAUUUAAGUUCAAAGCCUGUCCGUCCUUAAAUGAUUUACGUUUAUUAGUUUAGAAAGAAAAAUCACAUAUCUGCAGAAUGUAUUUCCUUACCUGCUUUGUGAUGUACAGAGGUGUGUUAAACUGCCUUAAUGGUUUUCCUUGCUGUUGUAAAUAUCACGGACAGUUUCACAGCCCACAGUUGUGGUUUACAUGUUCGAAGAGAUAGGAUGUGUUUGUGUGUCUGGACACAGCUUUAUGACAUGACAUGUGAUUGAUACAACCGACUGCUCUGGAGUUAAAAUGCACUACUGCAUCAGGAAUCUCUGGGAUUAUUAUGGCAGGGGAGUUAAGGAAAAAGUAACUAUAUAAAUUCAGUGUAUUUACCUGUUUAUUUAAAUCUGUGAAAGUCUUGGUGAAGUUCAUUGCUUUGAUAUUUUGCAGACUGCACUGACACAUUGACUGCUAAUGUGGUUAAGGUGAUGUUUUAUUAUCUGUCAGCUAAGAUCAAGUGUUUCUGUUCUGGGUUUUACUGCUUUGGCAGAAGCCAUGUCAAGAUCUUCUUAACUGUUUUGUCAGUUUUUCUCCUUUGCAUUUAUUCACUUUAUCAAACCCUUUCCAAUAUGCUGAGUAAUAACUGGACUUUUCAAAGGGUUAACACACAGGUAAAUACACUGGAUCCAUGCCACUGGAAAGUAAAGUGCUACUGAACCAGGUUUUCUAAGAAUGGCUUACCCUCUCCUUGCUGUUUGAUUUUAAAGCUUCUUCCCUGUCAAAGGCUGACGUCAGCGUUAACUGUUUGUAUGAAAGCACUUCUCUUAUUUUGAGAACUAUAUUUGUAUAUUUUGUGCUGAAAGAGAAAUGCCACCAUGACGUUGUGGGGUUUGCUGAUCAAAACCCUGUACAGCCUUCUGCUGGUUAUUAGUCAUUGUUUUCCUGUGCCUGCAAUUAAUAAACU
Epinephelus lanceolatus (giant grouper) is the source of this 6886-nucleotide messenger RNA. It is a transcript of the gene lrp3, whose product is annotated as low density lipoprotein receptor-related protein 3. The record is from RefSeq and is a predicted model, not a curated record. Gene Ontology annotation, molecular function: protein binding. NCBI's taxonomy places the organism in Eukaryota, Metazoa, Chordata, Actinopteri, Perciformes, Serranidae. Gene Ontology annotation, cellular component: plasma membrane.